UAAAAUGUUCCCAUUCCUGUGCACACAGCAUAUCUUGCCGACUGACUGACCCUUCAGCAAAACAUAGAAUAGUGAAUAUAUAAUACUCUUAAAUUGUCAAAUGUUUGUACAGUAGUUUAUACAGUCCUCUUGGAAAAUUGAAAUGUUGUCGUCACUAACAAGGUUUCGAUGUGUUGCAACAUCAUCAGUUUCAUUAGCAAAUAGCUACACCGCAUUAUUAAAUCCCCCGAUAAGCGUAUGCUCCAGAAGUAUUCACACGGCUUCAAACUCAUUAGGAAUUUUUGGGUUUGGUAACCCACAUGAAGAGCCGCUAAUCAAAAGAAUUGCCAGAAAAUUUGGAUGGAGCGAAUCAUCUAAAUCGUAUCUUCGAGCCACUGGUUACUUAAUGUAUAUAAAGGUUGCAGAUGAAGUAAGCUACUUGAAUUUCUUCAAACACUGUGAGCUGGAAGACACCUUCAUAUCUUGGUUCACGGUUGUGGAGUUACACUUGUGGCUUUUAGGGGCGCGGAUAAUGCAGGAGGGGGCGGACGGACGGGUGGUUCGAAAUUCCAUGUUUCAAGCUUUGUGGGAGGAUUGCGAUCUCAAAUCCAAGAAACUGGAUGGCGCUCUGGCUUCUGCAAGAAAAAGGCAAAUUCUAGAAUUGGGCGACCAGUUUCAAGCCACUCUCGUUUCCUAUGACGAAGGCCUACUAGGAAACGAUGUCGUUUUGGCAGGUGCUCUUUGGAGACGUUUUUUGCAAAGGAAGAAAAACAUGCAGAGAUGUCCUGAAGAGUUACUUCGAGAUUCUCUAGCUUUAGAAAUGCUAGUCAUAUAUGUUAGAUCUCAAUACUAUAACCUCAAUGAAGUAGGAAAGUUGCAAUUAUUGCGAAGAAAAUUUGAAUGGACAGAGUUUGACGAGUCCUUACUUAGAUUAGUGGAUAAUAAUGUCGGACAGAAGAAAAUCAUUAACAAAUCUGUAUAACGUUAUUUGUCUUUGUAGCUUUCGUAGUGUAUCGUUUUUAUUGCAUAGCAAUAAUGUCUAAUCGACAUUGUUCUGCUUCAACUCCGUAGAUGCUAGAUAUGAUAAAUAAAUAAAUAAUUCUGAGGAAUUAAAUAAAACUUGUAUAACGAAUUCAUAUAAUAAUAAAUAUACGAAAUAUA
Messenger RNA from Folsomia candida, 1140 nucleotides. RefSeq names its product ubiquinol-cytochrome-c reductase complex assembly factor 1 (gene Uqcc1). Gene Ontology annotation, cellular component: mitochondrion. The transcript is spliced from 4 exons. Bases 143 to 961 code for a protein of 272 amino acids. The record is from RefSeq and is a predicted model, not a curated record. Gene Ontology annotation, biological process: mitochondrial respiratory chain complex III assembly. NCBI's taxonomy places the organism in Eukaryota, Metazoa, Arthropoda, Collembola, Entomobryomorpha, Isotomidae.